AUUUGUAUUUGUCAAGAGCUGGAGACUGGAAACUGUAAACUGUAAACAAUCUAUACAGUUCUAUUGUUGUAUCUUGCCUUGGAAGUCAAACGAAACCAAGCUCCGUAGUGUGGUGAUGCAGGUUUCGGACCUGGUUCAAGCUGAUCUUAUCUUUAGCUUUGAGGAGGGUAAGAUUGAUUCCGCUUUUGGGAGAACAGGACACAGAAAGCAGCCACUAGGCGAUCUCAAAACUGGAAGACGGAGCACGAAGGAUCCCAAACCAGAGGAAAAAGGUGCUCAUUUGCUUCAGGGUAUACACAAUGAAAGAUGGGUGAUGAAACAGAACAAGAGCUGCUACUUCGAUCAUGGAAGGAUGCUUUUCACAGAGCUGCUGAUUUUGAUGGUUGGGGCCAGCCUGUAGAGGCUGUUGAUGUAUAUCAAAGACAAAAGACUUUAGAAAAGAUUGCUGUGUGCUUGGAGUCAAGAUUGAAGUCCUUGGAGGCAAAUGUUUCAAAUCAGAAUGGAGGCAUUUCACUGAGUGAUUUAAAACGACUUGAGACCACAUUGGAAAACUUGUUGGGAGUGCAGAGUUCCGACACAACACAGAAAUUCCCUGUUGAUGUGUCUUUGGCAACAGCUCAGCUUCACCGUCUUUCAGUCACUAGUUUGGAUACAGAUGCAGAUAAAGAUGAACCUCACAGAGGUAACGGCACUGUGUUACCCCGGCCACUUCCUGUCAGUGGUAUGACGUUACUCACAGUGACAUUGGACAACAUAGGGCUGAAGGAUGCAGGCCAAUAUCUGGACCCAUUUAUUUCUGUCUCUGUCAGAGCAUCUGACGGGAAAGCUUUAACAUGCCGUCAGGACACUCCUGUUGCUCCUCGCAAGACAGAUUCUGCCAUUUUCAUCAACUCAGUUGUUCAUAUACAGAAAGCUUUGGAGAGUCUACCACCAGGGUUUGCGAUUUUCUUUGAAUUCAAUCACUUCAAACCGAAGAAAUCUAUGAACAGUACCAAAUGUUGGUCUUUCAUGGAGCAAGAUGAAAUCAAAGAGGGAGCUUUGGCUUUAGAAUUAUACAAGAAGCCAACAGAUUUCCAUCGCAAGUCCUUGAAAUUGUUCACAGUGAAGCCCCUGUACUUACACUUAAAACUAAGUUUGUUCAGCUGACAAAAAUUAUGAGAUUAUUUGAUUUGAAUAUUAAGCUCUGUCACUUACUUCUGUGGCAUAAAAGACAAAGACGGGAACAUCAGACCCAAGUCAUUGACCCCUCCAUUAGGAGUGCCUUAUCAUUUUAUGGUCCUUAGUGUUUGUCUCAUAGCUCAGCUAUUCCUAGCCAGAUCUAUCAUGUCUGCGCUUGGGGAGUGUCAGAAUGUUGAAAGUAUUUAAUUUUUUUGCUCCUCAUUUGUUUGAACUGAUGUCAUGGAACAUGACUUGUUUACACUUAUAAGGGGGUUAUGAAUUUGUUUGAGUCUAUGAGAAGGAUGUGAAUGCAAUAUUGGUAUUUUGCUUUAUGGGAAGUUAAAAUAAUGCGCAUGUUGCUGAAAAUUGUGCUCCCGCAUCAUUCGGAACCAUAACAUUUGUAGUUAAAUUUAAGGGGGAAAAAAAGUAACUUUCUUAUGUUAUAAACUUUUUAAAAAGGGAGAAGUUACUUUGCAUCAAAAAAAAAAGUUACUUCAACUAUGAAUGUGCUCGUAAUAUUUCGUCUGUUUGGGAUUUGGUGGUGGCGGGGGGGGGCUUACAACUACCUACGCAGAAACACGUGACUCAUUUUGCUGCCAAGUAUUUUUGAGGGUUGGCAAAACAGAUUCGUAGGAGUAAAGAAAUAUCUCACUCAAAAUGUCUGUCAGUUAUAUUGUUCUUAAUCAAACACUAAAGAGAAACGAUGGAAAUUGCCUUGUCCAGACAGGACUAAGUAGGGAUGCUAUGCGUCUGAAAAGUUCAAGGUAAAAAUUAAUUUAUUUGUAAGUUUGCAUGCAAACUAGGUGAUUUGUCAUUAUUAUUAUUAUUAUUAUUAUUAUUAUUAUUAUUAUUAUUAUUAUUAUUAUUAUUAUUAUAUGUUUCAAUUUUUUAAAAAGAUGUCAAAGAAGAUAUUUGAGGCUGUGAGAGAUGAGAACAGACUAAUGUUUUGAUAACUGACUAGUAACUACAAUGGCAGGUUUCAUGGCUCUAACUGAAGAGUUUAAAAGAACUAAAAACUACAUGAUUAACAAUAUUAUUUGUAGUGCUGAAGAAGCUAUUGUAUAGCGUAAACUUAAAGUUUAAAAUAGUUUUAGUUUCAGUCUUCAUAAUUGACUCAUGUUGGUGGUAGAUCUUAUCUAGUGCCGUCACCUGAUUGUUAUAGUUUUCCCUGAGUUUUAGCGUCUCUGGCAAAAUGAGGAUUAAAUUUUAUUGAUUCUCAGUUAUUAGCUUAAUACAAAAUUGUACAUUACAUGUGUGAGUGUAUGUGGAGUAUGUACUUGAAGAUAUCUCUGUGGAUAGCAUACUACCAGCUCGUAUUAUUACUAUAUUAAAAUCGUUUUUCAGCAUGCUAACUUUGAAACACAUGGGUCUGAAUACUUUUCUUUGUCAUGCAUUAGAUCUCUUUAAGUCACAAUGGAGCAUAACACUUUGGAAUAAUCUUAUAUUUCCUUUGUUUGUUGGAAUCAAAUAUCCUGAAUGUUCUCUAUUUUUGAUAAAGUGGGUUUUCCCAUGAAGCCUUUCAUUUAUGUCCUUUAUUUGUAAAUAAGUUUUCCUGGGACUCUCAUAAGCUGAGAGACGUAUGGAAGAGUAGGCAGCUACAGAUGAGGUUGUGAAUGAAUUUAUCAGUGAAAUUUUUGCCUCUUUGUAUCAUUUGUUGUUAUUUUUUAUGUUGUAAUGUAAACUGUGGCAUCUUUUUGCUUCUGAUGGGGACUGAUUAACCAUAAGCAGCAGCUCUUGCUUUUGAUGCCAGAGUAUGUGAUGUGUUAUGUUCAAACAAGCGUGCUUGAUUAGUGACUUCAGAUUUUACUACACAUUUUUGUGUUUUUGUGUUUUUUGCUUACUUGAUCCUAAUGUGGGUAAGUCUUGCAUGUAGUAGUUUCUUGUUUUUGUUUUUUUUGGUUUAAACUGAGGACCUAAUCCUGAAAAAUCUAAUGUGAACAUUGCCCAAAGUAAAGAUAACUUGGCUGUCAAAAGUUGCUGAAGGACAAAUCUUGGAUGGAAGGUACUUUGUAACAAAAUUAGAAACUACCAGAGACCUGGCCCAAAACUUUUUAAAAAACCAUCAUUAAGUCAAUAGUAAAUUUGAAAAUGACACGAAAGAUAUCCUUGCCCUAGGCUCUCUUUUGGGAGUACAAAGUACAAAAUGGCCAUAUAUAGCCUACAUACAUAACAGUUAAGAACACUGUGGGUAGUAGCAAAAAGUGUAAUCGAACAUACUCUACCAAUCACCUUGUUCAAGACAAUCACAUGUACAAAUGACCUCUUCCCACUCACCUCCCCCCCACCCCCACGUGUAUUGUUCUAUUACAAUGGCACUGUCCCAGAGGACCACCUGUCUAAAGUGACCACUUUUCUCUUCGACAAUGGGUGGCUGUUUUCUUUUGGUUACCCCCGAUGUCUAACAAGGGGAAUACGGAAAAAUAUAGAUGUUUAAUAGGUGUUUAGUUAGUUUCAGUUUUCUUGAAUUAUAUUGUUUGUCAUGGCUUGUCUGUGUGAACUCCUGGGUUAGACUGGUUAAAGAUAAGAUUGCCUAUUUAAAAAAAAAAUUAGUUUCCACAUAAUUUCACACCUUCUUCAUAAAUGUUGGCCACCCACUCAUUUAUGCUUGCUUUGUGCUUUGUCUCAAACUCGAGUAUAAGUAAACCUGGAAUGAAAUGUUAGCUGUUUGUAUGAUGGUACAGAUUUUGAUUAUGUUCAAAAGAAGAUAUUAAGAUUUGUUGCACAUAUAAUUGAGGGUCAAAGAAGAAUCUCUAGAUCUACCUUGCAACUAUUACAUAUGUACAAGUUAGUUUUUUGGUAGGUUUUUUGUUUAACAAAUGCUUAUUGGAAAUACAAUGUAGGCCUAUUGUCUUUGAUUAAAGUAUUUUAUUAACAUAAAA
Molecule: messenger RNA, 4037 nt
Organism: Aplysia californica (California sea hare)
Lineage: Eukaryota; Metazoa; Mollusca; Gastropoda; Aplysiida; Aplysiidae
Product: axin interactor, dorsalization-associated protein
Exons: 12
Coding region: 307-1146 (279 amino acids)
Cellular component (GO): membrane
Molecular function (GO): phosphatidylinositol binding
Source: RefSeq, a predicted model, not a curated record